Molecule: messenger RNA, 948 nt
Organism: Galendromus occidentalis (western predatory mite)
Lineage: Eukaryota; Metazoa; Arthropoda; Arachnida; Mesostigmata; Phytoseiidae
Gene: Mpc1
Product: mitochondrial pyruvate carrier
Exons: 4
Coding region: 232-606 (124 amino acids)
Biological process (GO): pyruvate import into mitochondria
Cellular component (GO): mitochondrial inner membrane
Source: RefSeq, a predicted model, not a curated record
AUUGCCACCGAUUCUCUUCAAAACGGUGGAGACAGCAUGCGAAAGGUCUGCAAAACACAUACUACCAUCGCUACUAGAAGAAAGGGAGAAGGGGAUACUUGUCUACGGCAGUUUGUGCUCCAUAAGGUUCAUCUGUGAGAGGCUGCUGCUCUGGUCUUGUUGUUGUGUUGACACUUUGACAUUCGCAAGCCGCUCUAGAAUAUCGGCAUCUCACCCUUGAAAUCCCGAAAUAUGUCGAGGUUUAUCCGAGCCCAGCUGAACAAUCUCAAGUCGAAGGAAUUCCGAGAAUACCUCUGCAGUACACACUUCUGGGGUCCCGUGGCGAAUUGGGGAUUGCCAUUGGCCGCUCUUGCUGAUAUCAAUAAGGAUCCGGAAAUUAUCAGCGGCAAGAUGACCGUGGCCCUGGCCCUCUACUCGGCGGUCUUCAUGAGGUUCGCAAUCAAGGUCGAGCCCCGGAACAUGCUACUAUUCGCCUGCCAUUUCACCAAUGAAUGCGCACAGCUUACACAAUUAGGCCGUUUUACUAAAUAUCACUACCUUGGGGGCAAGAAUGAGGUCAAGAAAACUUCCCUUACCGCGGAAAAUUCUCCUCAAGCCGCCUCUUGAUCGGAUUCGAUGCUAUCUACAUUGUUUUUAUGAUCGAUUACCGGCUUGUAUUGGCGGUUCAGCUCGAUCGCGGAUGAGCUUAGCUUCAUCGGGCAUGAGGAUAAUUUAGAUUCGCCUUUCAUACGAAUGAAUGGAAUUAUUUCCUGAGAUUUUCGAAUCACUGAACUGCUCCAUACGAGACGGAUGUCGCGAAAAGCGACCGAGUUAGCGGCGGUCCGUAGUCCGAGGUGUCCUUUGGGUUGAGUAGAUGGAAUAAAACUGCCUGAACGAUAGGAUGAUUAUUACCAUUGAAUUCUUGUCUGUCAGUUUUGUUCUGGGCGUGUAAUCUCCGACCAUCCACUG